AUGGCAUCAAAAAUGCGUAGUAGCCACAAUGAUGACGAUGACAAGCGUUAUGAUAAUAUUAUGGAUUGUCCAACGGAAAUACAUUGUACGUUGCCUGAUGGUAUCAAAGUUGAAAAUCAUUCGACCCCGGACGGACAAACAAAUUGGGGUCUGUAUGCUUCAAAGCUGUUUCCAAAACAUUCGGUUAUUUAUGUCAGAGAAUAUGGUGGUUAUAUUUAUGACAAAAAUGUCAACUAUAAAUUGAUUAUUGAACCAGAAGGUAGAUAA
Messenger RNA from Rotaria sp. Silwood2, 267 nucleotides. The record is from the annotation of a GenBank genome assembly. NCBI's taxonomy places the organism in Eukaryota, Metazoa, Rotifera, Eurotatoria, Philodinida, Philodinidae.